GCAAUCAUUGUCCUAACACUCUCUCUAUAUCUCUCUCUCUCUAGCUUUCUCUCUCUAUAUCUCACGUCACCGGCCACUAUUCUCUCCGCCGGCCACGGCGGCUGUUUUUGAACACUGGAAGCUAGUGGCAUCUUUAAGGAUGUUUGACUAUUGUUAAGCCGGUCAAAGUCUUUGUACUUAAUAAUAUUUAGAAAUUAUUUUAUGGAUAUGAAUAAUAGUUUGAGAACGGAAUCUCAUGUAGCUCAAAAAAACCGGCGACAUAAGUUAAGGUUUCAACAUAGCUCAGAUGACCCGACCCAUCAACAUGACCCAAGUAGAUACGGAUCCAUUUCAUAUGACCCAAGUGUGUUUCCACCUGAAAUGCUUAAUUCUAUAGCUAGCAAUCCACACCUUUUGUUACCUCAAAACCAUGCUUUAUUUACUAUUUCUCAUGAUCAAGAUUCCGGUCCCGGUGCAUCUCCGGCGAGUUUUCCGUCGUGUAAAGUGAUCGGAGAUAAUAGUAAUUGGAAAAGUGUUGUGACUAGUAGUAGUUCACGAAACCAAGUUCAAGUUAGUAAUGAUGAACAUAAUAGUAAUUGGAAUAAUAAUAAUAAUAAUAAUAAUAAUGUUGGUGUUGUUGGUUGUUCUCAAAUAAUGGUGGUUGAUCAUCAUCAUAAUCAAGAUUUGCAUAAUUCUAAUAAUAAUAAUAAUAAUGAUGGUCAUUUAGGUGAUCAUCAAAAGAAUUACGGCGAAGUACCCACGUUUAGUACUUCGCCGUAUUACCAAAAUAUUAGUCUCCAAGAGGUUGUCACAGUUGGAAAUGUUCACCCAAGUAAAAACUUUUUGGAGAUGAGUAAUAAUAAUCAUGAGUCUGCAGUUCCUUGUUGGAUGAAUAAUAAUGCUACUUCUGAUCAUCAUCAGCAGUUAGGGUUUAUAGCACAUAGAAAUAAUAAUAAUAAUAAUGAGGGUAGUAGUAAUCGUAUGAUCACACAAGGCUUAUCGUUAUCGUUAUCCUCCUCGGUUCCUCGAGCUAAGAACGAGUACCCAAACAACCUACAUUCAAAAGGUUUGAAAGGAGGAGGGGAUCAUGUUUUAGGGAUGAAUAACUCGGAUGCGAAACAAUUGAUGGGGAUGUAUAGGAACAUUGGGCCUCUUGGGCCAUUUACGGGUUAUGCUACAAUUCUUAAGAAUUCAAAGUAUUUGAAGCCAGCGCAAGAAUUGUUGAAUGAUAAUUGUGAUGUUGGGGGUCAGGAUCCGUUGGUUCAAACAGCAUGUCAUGAUCAGGAUAAUGAUCAUGAUACUCACAAAAUUCUUCAUGAAGAAAUGAGUAGGGUUACUUCGGGUGAGUCUACUGGUGCUUCUUCGUCAUCUACGAUUUAUGGUUCGAAUGAGUAUUUUACCGGCCGAAGCAGUUCUCUAUCCGAAUCAUAUCGGCCCGAGUUUCAUCAAAAGAAGGCCAAGUUAUUAUAUAUGCAGGAGGAGGUAUGCAGAAGGUACAAACAGUAUCAUCAGCAGAUGCAAUUGGUGAUUUCCUCUUUUGAAACAGUGGCCGGACUUACAACAGCGACUCCUUACGUUUCGUUGGCUUUAAAGUCGGUUUCACGCCAUUUCCAUUUUGUCAAGAAUGCCAUUUCUGAGCAACUCACACAAAUGAAGAAAACCUUUGAAGAUUUGUGUUCUCCAAGUAAAGCCUUUGAUGGUAACACAACGGAUUCAUUGUCUCAGUUGAAGUCAAUGGACCGUCACUUUCAAAGACAUGGGAGUUCUAGUGGUGGAACGGGUUUGUUUGGAAACCAACAACCUGUCUGGCGACCUCAGCGAGGCCUUCCUGAACGUGCAGUCUCGGUUCUUAAGGCUUGGCUCUUUGAUCAUUUUCUUCACCCGUAUCCCUCUGAUGCUGACAAGCAUAUGUUGGCGACUCAAACAGGCUUAACAAGAAAUCAGGUCUCAAACUGGUUCAUAAAUGCCCGAGUGCGCAUUUGGAAACCCAUGGUUGAAGAAAUCCAUUCCCUUGAAACUAAAGGAUUGGCUGACUCGAAUACAAACAAUAGUACUCCAGCUGAUUGUCAAGAGACAACCCGUAUGGACACGAGCUCAGUGGCAAACAAACAAGCAGCGGAAUCUUCAAGGAAUUCUGGACCAUUAACCAUAUUAAAUGGCCAGAAUGCACCGAAUGAGCAACUAUGGGACCACGACAAACAACGGUCAAGACAAGACUAUCAGAUUCCUCCAGCCACAUUGGACCGGACCUUUACAUCCAUUAUCCCCUACUCACGAACCACGUUUGAGGCAGGUGGGGUUGGACCCGUUUCACUUACUUUGGGACUCAGGCAAAACGCUGAACAUGUGCAACAGUUGCAGCAACAUGAACAUCAGCUUAGACAACGGUUUGGAGGUCAGUUGAUUCAUGAUUUUGUGGGCUAGUUUUGUAAUUUUUACUACGAUAAAAUUUUAUUGUAGCAUCAAGAAAAUCUUAUAUAAGUUGAAAUUUGUAUUUUCAGGAAAUUAAGCAAAACUGGUAGAUUGGCAUUAUUAUUAUUUAAAAAGGCUUUAUAUAUGUUGGUUUCUGAA
Erigeron canadensis is the source of this 2550-nucleotide messenger RNA. RefSeq names its product BEL1-like homeodomain protein 8. Gene Ontology annotation, molecular function: DNA-binding transcription factor activity, RNA polymerase II-specific; RNA polymerase II cis-regulatory region sequence-specific DNA binding. Gene Ontology annotation, biological process: regulation of transcription by RNA polymerase II. The coding region runs from base 202 to 2403 and encodes 733 amino acids. NCBI's taxonomy places the organism in Eukaryota, Viridiplantae, Streptophyta, Magnoliopsida, Asterales, Asteraceae. The record is from RefSeq and is a predicted model, not a curated record. The transcript has 5 exons.